GGAGAAAGGAAGAUGACCAGCGGGGUGCUUUCUCGAAAAGCCGCCACAACCCGACCAACAGACUAACCGACGGCAGCAGCCGCUUUCUUUCUGGACCUCCUGUUUUCCCUUGCUCAACCUCUUUCUUCCCUCUCUGCCCCUGCCGAUCGCCCCUCAUCCUGAACCAUGUCCAUUCGUGUGGUGACUAUCCCCUACCGGGCAGAUAACUAUGCCUACGCCCUGAUCAACACCCUUCGGCGGACAGCUGUUGUGGUGGAUGUUGGCGACUCGCGUGCCGCCCUCUCCGCCCUGGAGACUGCCUUUGCCGGGAAGGACUACGCCGUCGAGGGUGUGAUGAUCACCCACCACCAUGGUGACCACUGCGCUGGUGUCCGGGACUUUUUGGAUUCCUUCGAGGAGUCCCGGCGCCCACCGGUUCUCGGGAAUGACCUGCGCAUCCCCCAUCUGACGCGAACCCUGGGUCAUGGGGAGGUGGUGGACUUUGCGCCGGUCGGAGUCCGUGCGCGCGGCAUCUUUACUCCCUAUCACACGCUGGGCGCCAUGACCUUUGCCUUUACUCUGCUGUCGGAUGGCGAUGCGCCGGACACGGCCACAGAGUUCGAUGGUCGGAAGCUUGGCACUGGCUCCGCGGUGCCGGCUGGACAUGAGCUUCUCUUUACCGGCGACUCGCUUUUCAUCGGCGGAUGUGGGCGCAUGUUCGAGGGGACUGGCGAUCAGUUGCAUGCCGCCAUGCGCCGUCUCUUCCCGCCCAAUGAGUGCCCGAUCGCCGAGGAGCGCCGGUGGAUCUUCCCCGGCCAUGAGUACACCCUGAGCAACUAUCGCUUCUCGCGGUCGCUGCCAGUGCGUGAGAAGUUGGAGGCCGAGCAUGGGCCAUACACCCCCCCGCCGGCUGGCGAGGCCAAGGAGCCCUGGAUUCUGGCCAUCACAUCCGAGGCCCACCAUGGCAUCACCCAGGCCGAGGAGGCCGCCGCUCGGCGUAUCGCCGCCGGAAUGACCACCGUGCCCAUCAGCGCGUCCGAGGAGCGCGAGACCAAUGUCUUUGUGCGUGCCUCGCACGGUAUGGACUUCCCCGAGUCCGAGCAGGAUGGUCAGCCGGAUGCCUUCGCGGCGCAGAUCCAUCGAGUCACUGCCCUCCGUGGGGCCAAGGACCGCUCUUAAGUCGAGCAGCAUGCCAGUUGCCGGGUCAGCGACCUCUCGGUGAGCCUUUCCCCCCUCUCUGUGUCUCUCCCCCCCCCCCCCCC
Molecule: messenger RNA, 1241 nt
Organism: Fonticula alba
Lineage: Eukaryota; Rotosphaerida; Fonticulaceae
Exons: 2
Coding region: 166-1158 (330 amino acids)
Molecular function (GO): hydroxyacylglutathione hydrolase activity
Source: RefSeq, a predicted model, not a curated record